This is a messenger RNA of Lactuca sativa (garden lettuce), 2191 nucleotides long. RefSeq names its product protein PSK SIMULATOR 1. The record is from RefSeq and is a predicted model, not a curated record. Gene Ontology annotation, biological process: positive regulation of growth. Lineage: Eukaryota; Viridiplantae; Streptophyta; Magnoliopsida; Asterales; Asteraceae.
UCUCCCUUUUCAAAUAUCCCCUCCCUCCCACCCCACUCCACAAAUUCAACAACUUUUCAUCAAUCAAUCAAAUUCCCAAAUCUCACAAUUCAUCCAUUAACAAAGUCAAGGGAGUUGAAUUUGUUACCGCGUUUGAACAACGUUCGAACUACAUAGAAAUUUCUGCUCAUUGAUGACAUGCAAUUACUCAAACUCUGACUAGAUCCGACUCGAUUUUGUGGGUUUUUGAUUUUAUUAUAUAAUUCUAAGUUUUGGUGAUCUCAGCAGAUACAACAAUGGUGGCCGAGCCUUGGUUAGUUAAAAUUGGAAGCCAUGUGAGUUCCAAUCUCAAACAUGCCCUCCUCUUAGAACCCUCUUCCAAAAAGUCCACCAGAAACAAACAAGAAAUUCAAAGCAAAACACCGGAAACAAUCGGAAUUCUCUCGUUUGAGGUUGCCAAUGUGAUGUCAAAAACCGUUCGACUCCACAAAUCUCUAACCAAUUCAGAGAUUUCCAAGUUGAAAACCCAAAUUCUCUUCUCCGAUGGCGUCAAAGCCCUAGUCUCCUCCGACGAGACCUAUCUUUUAGACCUCGCGCUUUCAGAGAAGCUAGAAGAGUUAAAUUUCAUCGCCGGCGUCGUCUCCAGGCUCGGCAAGAAGUGCACAAUCCCUCAGCUUCAAGGAUUUCAACAUGUUUACAGAGAUAUAGUCAGUGCAGCCAUGGAUGUUACGGAAUUAGGGUUCCUGGUGAAGGAUAUGGACGCAAUGAUGCGAAAAUUCGAGCGCUUUGUUAAUUCCACAACCACUCUCUACGGAGAAAUGGAGGUCUUGAACGAAUUAGAGAUUACAACGAAAAAAUUCCAACAAAACCAGCACGAAGAAAGCAGAAAAGUCUUCGAGCAGAAAUUGAUUUGGCAGAUCCAAGAUGUGCGCCACCUGAAGAACGUUUCACUAUGGAAUCAAACUUACGAUAAAGUCGUCGAGAUGCUAGCAAGAACUGUAUGUACUCUUUACGCUCGAAUCUUUUCAGUUUUCAAUGAUUCAAUUUCCCGAAGAGAGAUGUUCUCAUCUAGCAACACGUUAAAUUCAUCUAGAAGUUCUGCUCAAAACUCGAAUCAAAUUACCGGUUCUUGUAGUUCGAGUUUAGUGGAGAAGAAGAUAGUCAGUGUAAAGCCACAAAUUCAAACAAAAAAAGGGGAAACGAAUCUUUUCAAAGCCGAAGACUUCAAUUUUGCUUGUGGAUUGGGACCAAAGAGACUGUUUAUGGAAUGUUUAACCAUGAACACUUCAAAAUUACACGAUUUCAACGAUGGGUCUGUAUCUAUUCCAGUAACCGAUGAUCAAAGCAGCCAUGUUUCUGGUUCUUGUAGUGUUUCAAGUAGCUUAAAGAAAGAGAUUACAAAUCUUCAGGGGUGUAAUGGUAAUUUGAUAAAGAUUCAUAAAACUGUUCCACAGAUCAAAUUAAUGGUGAAACCACCUCCCAACACCAUUGGAGGCUCUGCUUUAGCAUUACAUUAUGCCAACAUUAUCAUCGUGAUUGAGAAAUUACUUCACUACCCUCAUUUAGUUGGAGAAGAAGCUAGAGAUGAUCUAUAUCAAAUGUUACCAAAAAGUUUAAGAUUAGUUUUAAAGAGAAAUCUAAAGUCUUUUUCAAGAAAUUUAGCGAUUUAUGAUGCUCCUCUUGCACACGAUUGGAAAGACAGGCUUGAUGGGAUACUCUCAUGGCUAGCACCCAUGGCACACAACAUGAUUAGGUGGCAAACUGAGAGGAACUUUGACCAACAACACAUUGUCUCAAAAUCAAAUGUUCUUCUUUUGCAAACUUUGUAUUUUGCAGAUCGAGAAAAGACGGAAGUUGCCAUUUGUGAGCUUCUUGUGGGGUUGAAUUAUAUUUGUCGAUAUGAACAUCAACAAAACGCGUUAUUGGAUUGUGCAAGUAGUUUUGAUUUUGAUGAUUGCACGGAUUGGCAAUUGCAGUAAUGAGAUCUUGAUUGUUUUUUCAUGGUGAUGAGUUUUGUUUCUUUGUUUUGCUUUCUCUAAUGAAAGAUUACAGAUAUGUAAUGGGCCACUGUGUAUCUGAUUUAGAUAUUGCAUGGGGACCAGUUCAAGGGUUACUAGAAAAAAAAAAGAUAGAUGAUAGAAGUUGUGCAACAUAAUGUGAAUAUAAAGAUUUUGGGCUUGUAGAUGUUUGUAAUUAUCUUUGUUUUGAAUCA